Messenger RNA from Adineta ricciae, 1272 nucleotides. The record is from the annotation of a GenBank genome assembly. NCBI's taxonomy places the organism in Eukaryota, Metazoa, Rotifera, Eurotatoria, Adinetida, Adinetidae.
AUGAUCGGUACAGCACAUCGAACAAUAUUCAAUGUCACACAAGAUAACUGUAUUUGUGAAAUGCUCUCAUUCAAUGGAUCAUUCUCUGCGAUGAAUUAUUUUCCUAUCAAUCAAACUUGUCAAUUAUUUAUUUCGGAUAAUAAUUCGAUCGUUGUAGAAUUUUAUUUGCCUUCAUCGUUGAUACUUAUCAAUAGAACAGCGAUAUCAUUAAUACGAUAUAUCAACCAAGCGACGUCAUCAACAGCAGGGCCUUCUUCAACAAUGUUAACUACAACGAUCGGGUGCAAUCAAACGUUUCGUAAUUACACAACUUAUUCAAUGGGUAGUGGUACGAAUUAUGUAGCCGUAAGUGAUAUCGAUAGUGACAUGAAACCUGAUAUUCUUACAGUUAAUACUGGUUCAAAUAAUAUCGGUGUUCGUCUAAAACAAAGUCAACCAUUUGCAAUAGCCGUCGCCGAUCUUAAUAAUGAUACUUACCCCGAUGUUAUUGUUACAAAUCCUGGAUCAAACAAUAUUGGUAUUCUUAUGAACAAUGGUAAUGGAACAUUUCGUUCUCAAUAUACUUUAUACUCGAAUUCAAAUCCACAUCCAUUAGCAAUAGCCGAUUUAGAUAAUGAUAAUCAACCUGAUAUUCUUUAUUCAACAUGGUCUAAAACUACCGUGGGCGUGUUUUUUAAUCAAGGUAAUGGAACAUUUUCUUCUGAAUCUGACUAUGCAACUGGUGAUUAUCCAUUCGCAAUUGAAGUAUCUGAUGUCAAUAAAGAUAAUCAACCUGAUAUAAUCACAGUAAAUCAGAAUUCAAAUAGUGUCAUCAUUCUGAUCAAUCAAGGGAACCGAACAUUUCUUCAUCAGUCAACAAUAUCAGUUGGCAAUGGCCCAUAUUCAUUAGCAGUUGCCGAUAUUGAUGGUGAUAAUAUUGUAGAUAUUGCUGUCGGCAAUAAAAAUGCCGAUACAGUUAGUGUUUUAAUUAAUCGUGGUAAUGGUACAUUUCUCAAUCAUGUCGUUUAUAAUGUCGGUAGUUCUCCAUACGCUGUAAAAAUCCAUGACAUAAAUCUUGAUAACUAUCCCGAUAUUAUUGUUGUAAAUUAUAAUUCAAAAACUAUCGGUAUUCUUUUAAAUAAAGAUGAUGGAACAUUUUUCAGCCAAAUUACUUUUCCAGUCGGUACCCAACCAACAUCAUUGGCAGUUGUCGAUGUUAAUGAUGAUAAUAAACCUGACGUUAUCGUUACGAAUUCUGGCGAUAGUAAUGUUGGUGUUCUCUUACAUUGUUAA